This is a messenger RNA of Lampris incognitus (smalleye Pacific opah), 1512 nucleotides long. It is a transcript of the gene irx6a, whose product is annotated as iroquois homeobox 6a. NCBI's taxonomy places the organism in Eukaryota, Metazoa, Chordata, Actinopteri, Lampriformes, Lampridae. Gene Ontology annotation, molecular function: RNA polymerase II cis-regulatory region sequence-specific DNA binding; DNA-binding transcription factor activity, RNA polymerase II-specific. The coding region runs from base 1 to 1512 and encodes 503 amino acids. The record is from RefSeq and is a predicted model, not a curated record. Gene Ontology annotation, biological process: cell development; neuron differentiation; regulation of transcription by RNA polymerase II. The transcript is spliced from 6 exons. Gene Ontology annotation, cellular component: nucleus.
AUGGUUACAAAAGAAGCAGCUAUGUCUUUCUCGCAGUUUGGAUACCCUUACAAUGCAACUUCACAGUUUUUCGUGUCGGCAAACCCCAGUACGACUUGCUGCGAUUCGAUUUCCAGGUCGGUCACUGACGGCACGGGCGGCUCCCAGACCGCCGCCUCGUUCUGCUGCCCGUCCUACGAGAACCGCCUGCUGGCCAGCACGCGGACGGAGCUCAACGCCGCGCUGGGCAUGUACGGCUCGCCGUACGCCGCGGCGGCCGCCGCCAGCCAGAACUACGCCAACUACUUCCCCUACGGCACCGACCCGUCCGCGCUCUACUCCACGCUGAAUCCACAGUAUGACAUUAAGGAUGGUACAGGCACGCUGCACUCUGGCAUCACCCAGACCGCUGCAUACUAUCCUUAUGACCAUUCCCUGGGCCAGUAUCAGUAUGACAGGUAUGGGACCGUAGACUUUAAUGGCACAGCUCGAAGAAAGAACGCCACCCGAGAGACCACCAGCACUCUGAAAACAUGGCUGUACGAGCACCGCAAGAACCCCUACCCCACCAAGGGGGAGAAGAUCAUGCUGGCCAUCAUCACCAAAAUGACCCUCACCCAAGUGUCCACCUGGUUCGCCAACGCCAGGCGGAGGCUAAAGAAGGAGAACAAGAUGACCUGGUCACCAAAGAAUAAGACUGGUGAUGACAGAAAGGAUGACCUCAACAAGAGCGACCAAGACUGCGUCACCAAAGAUUCCAGCGAUUGCAAAGACGAGAAGGAUCUGCGUCUGAGUGAUUUAGAGGAUAUGGAGGAGGAGGAGUGUGACAAGCUGGAAAGCGACUGUGAGAAAGUGGCCCCGGAUGAGCAGGAGCUCCACAGGGCUAUGGCCGUAUCAGGAGCCGCUCCAAAGAGGGAUUGCAGCUCCGAGCUGCACCUGAGCUUGGCUAACAGCUUCCACCCUUUCCCCUGCACCAUCAAGAGCGUGGCCAGUCUGCCUCCUCUCCCCUCUGACUUUUUGGAUCCAGUGGUUUCCAAGCCCCCCUCAUCUACCGUCCCCACUGGAACCGUGUCCCUGUCCCAUUUUGAGACAUCAGACAAGCCCCGGAUCUGGUCCCUGGCUCGUACCGCGGCCUCAGGUGUCAUAUUGAGCCCUCAAAAUGGCUCCGAACUGAGGACAGGAAACUUAGCCGGCGAUUGCCAGCUCCAGGGCAUCAGGCUCCCUAUGGCCCCCACCGGACAUUGUGGAGGCAUCAGGAGCCUCAACGAACCUAGCAAUGUGAGCAACGCUGAGAACCCCUUCCAGGAGGGCCCGUCCUUGCACUCUAAAGUUUACAGUAGUGGCAGCUACAGCCAUAAGGGCCUCCAACUGCACUGUUCCUCCUAUCCUGCACUCCCCGACACAUGCCAGUUCUCCACCACCGAAGGAUUCUCUAGCGGCAAGGCAGAGACAGAGUCGUCAGACCUCAGUGAAGCCUGUGGUACCCUACAGGAUGACAAGGUCACUGCAUUCAGACCGGUGAUGAAGAGGUGA